CCUUCAUUCACUCGCUCGCUACGAUAGCUACGGUACCCCAACAACCCUCCCGAUCCAUCCAAGCAACCGGAUAGAUGCCCCGUUGAUCAUGGCCUCCGACCUUAUAGCCCACCACUACCUCCACACCGCCCCCUCACACAUCUCCCACCCGACGCCAAAGCCCUUCUUGGCGACCCCGAUCCCCCCAUCGCACUUCACUUUGUACACCGCUGCGAGUAACGAAACUGUGGAGCGCGUCUGGCUGAUCUUGCAUGGAGAAACCGACAUCCCGAACCCGUCUGAGCAGAUGUACGCCCUCCUCGCUACUCCGCCGCUCGCUGGCAAUCACCGAAAGCUCAUGGUGAAUACAUACGACAAGAGAAUUGUUCAGUGGGCCAUCGGGAUUGGGAACCGUGCCAUGCGCGUGGACUUGCUCUACGAGAUGGUUCUGACGCCGGGGGGGAUAAAAGAGCAGAGGGUUGUGAAAGGGUACAAAUUGGGGAGGGGGGAGAGCUGGUUUGUCGGGGAGUUUCCCGCUAUGGCUGGAAUUGUAAGUGUUGGCGGCGAGGAAGUUUGGGUUGUCACGACGGAUGGGCGGGAAGGUGGUGAAGAGGUGGUUAGUUGGAUGACGGUUGUUAGGGGCCAGGAUGGGAGGAAGAGUUAUGUUAGCACCCUUGAGACCAAGGAAGGUUAUCGGAGGUUAGGGUUGGCCAGGAUGCUUUUGGCGGGGUUCCUGAAGGGGGAGAAGGAAGAGGUUUGGAUUACCGUAUUUUGUGCUAAUUGGGUGGCAGUGGAGAUGUAUGUGAAAUUGGGCUGGAGGACGAAAAGGUGUUUGUGGGCUGUGGGGCAUGGGGGGGGUGAGGUUUAGCUUAUCUUAAGUGUUUGGGUGGGGGUUGAGUAGUCCUUAGGCGACGCCUAGAAGGUGGUGAGGAGAUUGGGUUAUCAAAUUUGCAAUUUUGAUCUCAGUGGUGGGUAUUUGUGAUUUUGCUAUUUGUGGAGUGGGUCGAAGUGGAUCUUGAAGCACA
Messenger RNA from Tuber melanosporum (Perigord truffle), 1004 nucleotides. RefSeq lists its product as uncharacterized. NCBI's taxonomy places the organism in Eukaryota, Fungi, Ascomycota, Pezizomycetes, Pezizales, Tuberaceae. The record is from RefSeq and is a predicted model, not a curated record. Gene Ontology annotation, molecular function: acyltransferase activity, transferring groups other than amino-acyl groups. The transcript has a single exon. The coding region runs from base 89 to 847 and encodes 252 amino acids.